Messenger RNA from Nematolebias whitei (Rio pearlfish), 1696 nucleotides. RefSeq names its product chromosome 18 C18orf25 homolog (gene ark2n). The record is from RefSeq and is a predicted model, not a curated record. Gene Ontology annotation, biological process: ubiquitin-dependent protein catabolic process. Gene Ontology annotation, molecular function: ubiquitin protein ligase activity. Lineage: Eukaryota; Metazoa; Chordata; Actinopteri; Cyprinodontiformes; Rivulidae. The transcript is spliced from 5 exons. The coding region runs from base 306 to 1583 and encodes 425 amino acids.
GCUUUGUGAGCGACAUUUUAAAUAAACACGAAGCUAACCGCUAACGGCUAAGAGAGCUCGCGAAGCUGUGACUCGGCUGCGUCAAAAACUCAUUAAAUAUUCUUAAUUUUGUAAAGAACAACGUGAUUCAAGCUAAGUCCUUUUUGUGCGACGCAAGUUAGGGAACCUGAUAAAUACAGGAGAUGUUAAAAAGUACGACAUUGUGAUCGGAAUCAACUAACGCUGUGCAGUUGACUUCCUGUCCAGGCACAUUGGUCCAUAUUUGCUGGACCAUUGGGCUCUGGGCUUAACUAGCUGAAAAAAAAAUGGCUGAUUCAGAGAAGGCAGAGGAAUUUCUGGAUGCUGAAUGUCUCUCGGUGUGCCUUGAUGAAACACAAUCAGCCACAGCUUCUGUUCAAGGAGAACAAGAUGAGCAUCUGAAAACGGAGACCACCACUAGUACCAGUUCACCUCCAAGGGAGAAGGACAGCCCCUUGAAUACUGAGGGUGAGCAAAGUCUCCUCUCCAUGCCAUGCCUGAUGAAGGAGCUUCGUCGUGACUCCCCAGAGUCCCAGAAUUCUUCUGCAGGGAGUGACAAGCCUGCACCACGUCCUAUUUAUGAGAGUGACUCAUCAAAUCCCUGCAUGCUCUCACCUUCAUCCAGUGGUCACCUGGCUGACUCAGACACACUUUCCUCAGGGGAAGAUGGUGCUAAUCCUCCUGAAGAGGGCAGAAUGGAAGCAGCAAAUGAUCCAGGGCAAAAAGCAAAAGGACAAACAUCUGCCACUGCUUCUGGGGGAAGGAAAUCUCGGCGGUCGCAUUCAGAAAGUGAGAUGCCCCCAAAUGCAAUGGCUGCAAAGAAGAACCGCUGCCAGCUGACGGAGGCAGCAGCAGGGCUGGAAAAACAAACCAAUGGCAAGCUGGCGAAAGUGAAAGGUCACAGGAGCCAGAAACACAAGGAGCGUAUACGUCUUCUGAGGCAGAAACGAGAGGCGGCAGCACGGAAGAAGUAUAACCUGCUGCAGGACAGCAGUACCAGUGACAGUGAACUCACGUGUGACUCCACCACCAGCUCCUCAGAUGACGACGACACUUCUGGAGGUAGCAAGACAAUCAAGACAGAUAUUCCAGACGGGCCUCCUGUAGUGGGUCACUAUGAUAUUUCAGACACUGAUUCUAACCAGGAGAGUGUGAGUGUGGCGACAGUUCGGCCUACGGUGAUAAGGCAUGAGCUAAAAACACACAGAGGCCAGGAUAUGGCAGCACACUCUGGGUGUGUAAGAGCUCUGAGCUCAAUCUCAGGCCGAGUGGAGGCAGAGCUGUCGCACAAGGAGAGCUCUCAGCACAAAGGCCAGAUUAAUGUUGCUUCAUCUGACAAUGAGGUGGAAAUAGUUGGAGUGCAAGAAAAAGCACGAUGUGCUCAUCCAUGUGGAGGGGUGAUAAAGAGUUUGUCUUCCUGGAAGGAGAGCUCAGUGGAGCAGUUAAACAGCACAAAUCAGUCUCAGCUCUGGACUCCCGUUUCUCCACGGCCUAACUGGGUGUCCCCUCCUGAAGUGGUGGACCUCACGCUGGAUGAGGACGCCGGACACAAAUAUCUACUUUAAACAGCUAGUACACUGAAAACUUGUAGUGUUCGUCAUAGUCUCCGGCUGAAGUCUGCUCAUGGACUCCUAUGGCUCGAGAGCACUCUUUGUUUCAAACGUUCUGUUCCACAGUC